Trichoderma virens Gv29-8 is the source of this 1479-nucleotide messenger RNA. RefSeq lists its product as uncharacterized. The record is from RefSeq and is a predicted model, not a curated record. Gene Ontology annotation, molecular function: protein binding. NCBI's taxonomy places the organism in Eukaryota, Fungi, Ascomycota, Sordariomycetes, Hypocreales, Hypocreaceae. The transcript is spliced from 3 exons. The annotation marks the transcript as partial.
AUGACGACGUCACCAUCUUCAGCCCUGACGGGCGUCAUCAUCGGCCUGGUGUCUUCCUUUGGCUCCAUCGUCCUCAUCUUUCUCGUCAUAUUCAUCUUCUGGGCGUCUGGAUGCGCUGGCUCUGGUCGAAUCAUUCUCGAUCGCAUCGGCCGACCGGGUGAAUAUGACGACGAACAGGCGUUUGCGAGGGAAGAGGCCGAGGCCUUGGAGAACAUGGACGACAUGUCCAGGACGGAAUACCUGAGAGCUAAAGCAUUCAUCACUGCGAACCCUCCAGAGUCUGCGCAAACCGAUAUUUCGCUCUCACAGUACCUUGCUAUCCAGGAAAAGGGUGUGUCGGCCUGGGAGUUUGAGCCCGAGCUGGAAAUUGCAAAUUGCUUCGUCCAGGCCCGAACCGAGAUUGAGUUUUUCGAUUCCGAAUGCACCGUCAUGAGCAACCUGCCCGUACCCAAGCAAAACGACGUCUACUACUGGGAGGCCAAGAUCUACGAUAAGCCCGAGAACACGCUUGUUGCUAUUGGAAUGGCCACCAAGCCAUACCCUCUCUUUAGACUGCCUGGUUUCCACAAGUACUCUGUUGCCUACCAUUCAAACGGUUCACGACACUACAACCAGCCAUUCAGUCGAACCCCGUAUGGCCCUCAGAUUGUCACUGGCGAUGUUAUUGGCGUUGGCUACAGACCUCGAACAGGUGUCAUCUUCUUCACACGAAACGGCAAGAAGCUCGAGGAGGUGGUUCAUGGCUUGAAGUCUCAGAAUUUCUUCCCGGCCAUCGGAGCCAACGGGCCCGCGACAGUUCAUGUCAACUUUGGUCAAUCUGGUUUCGUCUUCAUUGAGGCAAAUGUCAAGAAAUGGGGUCUGGCCCCUGUCACUGGCAGCCUGGCUCCCCCGCCCCCAUACGGUUCUGAACAAGGAAGCAUUCUUCUGGAGACCGGUACCAAGGAUGGCUUCACCUCUUCGCAAGGCCGGGCUCAUCGACACUCCGUGAGCGGCACGCCAUACAGCGUUAGAGUGGGCGAAAAUGAUCUCAACGUACAGCACGGACGAUCACGCAGCGGGAAUUUCAGGGUUCUCCCUCCCACUAGCCCCGGUCCUGUCAGGAGUCCAACCGACAUCUCGCUUGCCCAGCUUGUGCCAUCCGAUGAGGGUGGUGAGGCCAGCAGCAGCACACACCCUGCCCACGAACAGCAUUUUGACGGUAACCCGCUUCAUCUCCACCUCGAGGAUGCCACCAACCCGCCGCCCGAUUAUUCAAGUCCAACCUAUACCGAAAAUCGCAAUCGUCGAUAUAGCACCGAUAGCGAGGAUGAGAACGCCCCUCUUAUCCAUGUCGUGACUCGCAGCAGGGGUGAGUCUUCGGCAACGAUAAGGCCUGCAGGACAUGGCCAACCCGCCCCGCCCCAAGAUCCUGUCCCAAGCUACAGCGACGCGAUACAACAGGGGGCGAGUCCGAUUCGACGUGAACGAAGCAACAGCUCC